UCGUAACGUAUUAUUCGCGGCGCGAUAUAGUAAAGUGCGUACCGCGUCUAGCUUUCCACUCUUAGUUUCUAGCCAAAGACUCCAAAAUGGGACUAGCGGCUCAUCAUAAGAUAUCAGCCACAAUCUCGAUUCUUAUUUUGAUGUGCACAUUUGGAUUGCGGGCAAUUCGCGCUCAGGAUACCGUCGACCUACAUCAACCAGAAAUUACUGAAGCAAUUAUAGAAGAAAUCAAACCAGAAGAUUUAGAAGUGGACCUUGAACGAGCAGAAACAAAAGAUGGUCAAGACUCUGAAAUUGUCAAACAAAUACGAAAAUUAAAUGCUGAUGGGUCUUAUACAGUUGGGUAUGAAGCUGAUGACGGAACCUUCAAAAUUGAGAGUCGUGAUGUCUUGGGAAAUGUUAAAGGUACGUUUGGAUAUGUGGAUGUGAAUGGUGAAAUCAAAAGGGUAUCUUACAUAGCAAACAAUGAGACUGGCUUAAAAUCAGAUUCACAUGUUGAAGAAACCACGGUUACACCCAGGCGACACAAAGGAACCCCCACCACCAGGCGACCACAGUAUUCUAGCUCAACUGCAUCACCAACAAGACCCUCAGUGAUACAAACAAUACCAAGGAGAUUACGGGUUUCAACUACAGCAGGAACAGAUCGUAUGAAUAAAGAUUCUGUGGCUAAGCCCUCCGUCAAAUCCGAUUCUACUACAACAGUAAUUUAUGCUACUUCAGUUCCAACUCCGAAACCAUAUGUCAACAUUCGUCCCACUCCAUUGCCUGGUACAAAUAUGCGACAAGCAGAACAGUUGGCGCGUCCUGAUAAGCUAGAGAUAAAUCAAGGAUCAAAGAUUCAGGUAACAAGUCCCAAGGAGGCAUCAACUACAAAGCCUGUGGUUGAAGAAGUCGAUGAAAAAGAAGAAGUUACAUUACCAUAUCAUACCAAUCUCUUGCGAAGGCAAUUAAUGCCUGACGCCGACACACAAUAUGACACCCAACAUCAAAUCAUCUACAAUUCCCAGGCUGAUGACGACGUUCGAAACCUCUAUGGAACAAUGGGCUCAACCGCUAGGCCGUUAUUUACAACUACAAGCUCACCAAGGAUACCACCAGUAAUACUUGCUGCUCGGCAGAGAGCGGCUCAAAUUCAAAACUCUAUCAGCGCAAAUAAUGCACCGACGACCGAAAAGUACUAUAUCAAGUCAAGUCGCAGGCAAGAGUCCCCUGAAGCAGAACCUACAACUGAAUCAACCUCUGAAAAUACCUACUUGACUCAAAGUCCGAUACCGGUGCAAAUUCCAGCCACACGUGACGAAGGCAAACGUAUCCUUCGAAGACCGAUUCAACGACCGCAUUUCAUACGGGUAUUGGAACAGCACUCUCAGCCCCAACAGCAAGUUCCUACUCUUACAGCUAGUGGAUAUGAAGCACCCAGACUAGUGCGGAUACCAGCUGAACCUAGUGCUCAUAGAGUUGAUCCUAAUGAGCAGUAUCUCCGUGAAACUACUUCACCGCCAAAAACUGAACAAAUCGCAGAGCAGGAGCCGAUUCCGGCUCGAAUUCCUCAGGUUGUGUACCGAAAUCCUGUAGCCGCACCCCAAGCCUCGCAAUAUUAUUCGUAUCCGGAACAAGAAGCUCCUAUACCCUAUCCCACUCAUCCAAUUCCUUAUCCACCACCUCAGCCGCAAUACUAUGACUACCUAGAUCGUCCGCCACUAACGACCAGAGAUUUCGAAAAACUCCUGCAGGCCCUGAUAUUCCGCCAUCAACAAAUUCAACAGCGUGUGCCUUAUUCUGGAUAUAAUAGCCGACCAUAUUACCCAUACAACUCUGACCCUUACAGUCCAUAUCCAGUUUUUGCUACAAGACCACCACCUGCUUACCUUCCAUAUAGGACCCCAAUUCCAGCUUACGCCGAUGCAGAUGGAAUGUAUCAGGCUCAAAGCCCCAUUUCAACUGCUGAAACGCCAAUGUCGUACGAGUUGCAACGUUUGAUGACCAGAAAGAAACAGUACACGAGUAACCCGCGAUACUUUGGUUCGCAACAGGCAAUAUAUGCUUCUGAGGGUGCGUAUUCAGCAACAGCUCCACCGACUGCAGGAGGAGCAAAUGGAUAUCUUCCACCAGAAGUUCGGGAGGAGCUUUUGUACAGGAUGCUCAUGUUGGCUUUGCAAUCAGAAGUUCAACAACGUUCGGUGGCUGCACCUAUCCAGGUGGCUGCUGAAAGUGACUCAGAAGCGAGUACCACAACGAAGAGCUCUCUGGUUUACAAGAAACCCGUGAGGAGCGUACAGAUUCUUGGCGAGGAACAGUGAGGAAACCAAGGAGUAGGUUCUAAGAUAAGCUAAUUUUUUUGCUGUAGUAACAUAUUUUAUGACUAUUUUUUAUGAUUUUUAUGAUAAAUACAAAAAAAUAACAAAUCA
Molecule: messenger RNA, 2411 nt
Organism: Hermetia illucens (black soldier fly)
Lineage: Eukaryota; Metazoa; Arthropoda; Insecta; Diptera; Stratiomyidae
Product: fibrous sheath CABYR-binding protein-like
Exons: 2
Coding region: 87-2303 (738 amino acids)
Source: RefSeq, a predicted model, not a curated record